AAAGGAUUGAUUUUGUUUUCUGGGCUUUUAUUUAUUCUCUUGUUUUGUUGUCUCUUUAAUGAAAUUAUACAACUUACUAGAAUAAUUAGUGCAAAUUUCACUAGUUUUGAAUUGAAGUUCUUCACUUUAUUAGGGUAUAUAUACAUAUAUAUUGCUUUUAUUGGGUUCAAUUUGCAAAGAGCCAUUGUUUGACAGUGGGUGUUUGAAGAGGCAUUCUUGAUUUAGUUGAUAAAGGUCCAACCUUUGUAAACUUGGAUUUACCUAGAAGAAGGUUCAGUUCUUGGAUUUAGCAGUUUGCAUUUCUUUUCGAUUUAUCGGAAUCUGUUUUGAGGGUUUUGAUUCCAAAGAUUCUCAUUUGGUUCAUUAGAAGGCUGGGAAGACCCUUAUCAGAUUCUAAUAGUAGUGGUAAUGCUUGAUUAGCAGUAUUGGAGGGGCUAUAGAUCCAAUAAAAUGUUAGUUUAGAGUUUGUCAAGGAAUUGACUUGAAGUAGAAUACUUGAAGAGAAGGGGUCAUAAUGGCUGCAAAGCUUUUACAUUCACUUACAGAAGAAAAUCCGGAUUUGUCAAAUCAAAUAGGAUGCAUGACUGGAAUCAUUCAGUUGUUUGAUCGCCAAAAUUUGGUGACCGGCAGGCGCAUAACAGGACAUCCUAGAAGACUCCCCCCUGGUGAUUAUAGCCCUACUGAAACAAAUUUAAAUCACACAUCCCACAGGCAUCCAGUAGGGGAGUGUCAGCCGAACAAAAAUAUUCAUGACAAAAGAAGACAGUCAGCAGAAACGUCCAGACCUUCUUUCUCCUCUUCAUCCCGUUCAUCUUCUUUUUCUUCUCUUGACUUCACAAGAACGGCUCAACCAGAGUCCUUGUACUUUGACAGCAUGAUUUCUUCUGAAGUUCCUUCCAAGGAACUAACAAUGAGACAAUUAUGUGCUUCACCACAUUCUGAGCGUCAAAACGUCAACCUGCGUGAUGUGGUCAGGGACUGCAUGUACAGAGAACUACGUGAGAUGUCAGUUAAAACCACAACUAAAGAGGCGACAUCGGAGUUUUUGGUGGGGCGUAAGGACUUGCCAAGACCACUUAAUUCAUCCAAAGUCAAUGAUGCAAUUUACAGAAAUUGCCGCAAUGAAAGGCAAAAUCUUUCUGUUGAUCUUGAAGAGUCCCUUAAAGAUUUUGCUGAAGCUCGAGAUAUACGACCUUGGUAUUUGGAUGAACCUAGUAUACUCUCAAGGUCAUCAUCCUACCAACUGAGAGACGGAUCGUUGUAUUCAACUCCAAAGGAUGCUCCACGUUAUUCAUAUGAUGAACGGGGUAGAAUUCACUCAUCUUACGGGUCACAUGAUAGUGUGAAACAGACCUUAAAGCUCAAGGAACUACCGAGACUUUCACUGGACAGCCGAGAGAGUUCAAUGCGGAGUUUCAACUCUGACACACAAUCUAGCUUGUCAAAAAGUAUGCAGAAGGACAGUGGAAGAUUAAAUGAGCACUUACUUCCAGGUCUGCAUCAAACAUACAAAUCUCAACAACGACCUCCCAGUGUUGUAGCAAAGUUGAUGGGAUUGGAAUCACUGCCAAACUCUGCAUCAAACACUGAAUAUAUGAGUGGAUAUGAUCCUGUCAAAGAAUUUGAAGCCUCUUCAAGGUCCUCCAAAGUGACUGAUGUGUACAGACCAAUACAAGCAUUUGACUCCUCAAGGAAUGCCCGGAAGGAACCCACAUCACCGCGAUGGAGAAAUCCCGAUCCAGGCAUGAAACCAAUUUCGAGAGCUUCAGUAGAACCAGCCCCAUGGCGUCUACUUGAUGGGACUCGAGGUUCUCAGAAGGUGGUACCCAGAAAUUCGAAAUCUUUGCAAAGAGCGCCUAGUCCUUUUCCUUCUGUUUACAGUGAGAUAGAAAAUAGAUUGAAGGAUCUGGAAUUUAGACAAUCUGGCAAGGAUCUCAGAGCUCUUAAACAGAUACUAGAAUCAAUGCAAGUAAAGGGGCAGGUAAACACCAGCAAAGAGGGACACGGUUCGAAGUUUCCAAAUAUGCAAGACCAUGAACAUUUAACAAAAGGCAUGAACGGAAAACAGAAACGAAAUGAUCAAGUUCAUAGUCAUACUUCUCAGAGAUCUAAUUCUUCAAGAAUAUCUGAAUCUCCGAUUGUCAUCAUGAAACCUGCAAAAUCUGUUAAAAAACCUGCCAAUCGUGCAUCAGAUAUCCCUCUUGAUCGCUUGUCCAAUGAAUCUAGACGUCACGGAUUUGACUUUUCUGAUAAGAAAAAUGGUUUGGCCAGAACUGCUAAAGAUCAGAUUCCUAAGUCUGAUCGCCGAGAGCAUAUUGAGGCUUCUAAUGACAUGAAAUCUAAUUUCAGAACUCCUAGAACACAAAAAUCGACGAGGCAACAGCAGUUACCGGCAGAAAGCACAGCUAGUUCUGUAAAAUGCUCAGGAUCAAUCAGCCCAAGGUUGCAACAGAAAAGAUUAGAGUUGGAGAAGCGAUCCCGGCCUCCUAUAUCUCCAUCUGAUUCUAGUAAAUCAAGAAGGCAACAAUCAGACAAGCAGCAACCAGAGUUGAGUUCACCUGGUGGGAGAUGUCGGCCCAAAUCCUCAAACUUGCAGCCAUGUGAUGAUCAAAUUAGCGAAAUCAGUAGUGAGUCAAAGAAUUCAAAUUUUGGAGACAACGACAAUUCUCUGGUCUCAGAUGAAGUCAACAGUUCAGUAAGAUCAGGUGAGAUUAAUGGCAAUAAGAGUCCUUUGAGGCAGACUUCCAAGUACACCCAAGGCCUAGUAGCAAAGAAAAGGAUUCUGGUGAGAAAUGAUGAUGAAUCAGUGGCAGAACUUGGUACAGCAUCUCCUGAAUACCCUAGUCCCAUUUCUGUCCUUGAUGGUGCAGUAUAUAGUGAUAGUGCACCAUCACCUUCGAAUCAGAAACUAGAGACACAAGAUAACUCUGUUUGGAAUUCUAAUGACAAGUCAGCAAAAGAACAGAGGCAUGCAUAUGAUAGUAACAUACCUACCACAGUGGAAUCUGGUUUUAAAUCUGAGGUUAGUCGGAAGAAACUACAGAGCAUUGAUCAAUUGGUACAGAAACUUAGAAGACUGAAUUCAGGCCAUGACGAAGCCCGCACAGAUUACAUUGCAUCUCUUUGUGAGAACACCAACCCUGAUGACAGAUACAUAUCUGAGAUAUUAUUAGCUUCUGGUCUCCUCCUCCGAGACCUUGGCUCGAACCUGACGACUUUUCAGUUCCACCAAUCAGGCGACCCAAUCAACCCUGAGUUAUUCUUGGUCUUGGAACAAACUAAAGCUAGUAACCUACACAAAGAAAGUUAUAGAGCAGGAAAGAUUGUCCAGUCGAAGUCUGACAAUGAAAAAUGUCAUAGAAAACUCAUAUUUGACGCUGUUAAUGAAGUUCUCAAUGUUAAGUUGGCUUGCCUUGGACAUCCUACAGAACCAUGGUUAAAGCCUCUGAAAGUAACAAGGAAGACCAUCAACGCGCAAAAGCUCCUAAGAGAAUUAUGUUUUGAUAUCGAACAGCUUCAAGCCAAGAAACCGGGUUGCAGCUUAGAGGACGAGAAUGAUGGAUUGAAAAGCAUCUCGUGGGAAGAUGUUUUGCAUCGUUCAGAAAGUUUUACAGAUUUUCAAAGGGAAAUAUCAGGGUUGGUUUUGGAUAUAGAGAGAUCCCUCUUUAAAGACUUGGUUGGAGAAAUUGUGGCCGGUGAGUCUUCCAACUUGCGGCAAAAGGCUAGUCGGCCUGGUAGGCAACUGUUUGUGAGCAGGUAAUUCUCCUCUGUAUUGUCACUAUGAAGACAAAUCUGUGCUUUAUACUACAUGUAGUUUGUUCAUCACCUCUAGUGAUCACACCUUUCCUGUCCUGGAUCGAGAGAACUUGAUGAUUUGGGCAUAAACUGAGUGUAAUGCUGAAUACACAGAUUUCUAAGCAUUUAUUUACAUGUAUUUUCCUAUUGACAUUGGCUAUCUAUGAGUCUUUUGCCAUAUAAAGCUUAAUAAUACAGUAGAAGUGUUUCUUGUUUGCGGCAA
Messenger RNA from Daucus carota subsp. sativus, 4018 nucleotides. Its product is annotated as protein LONGIFOLIA 1. Lineage: Eukaryota; Viridiplantae; Streptophyta; Magnoliopsida; Apiales; Apiaceae. The coding region runs from base 515 to 3760 and encodes 1081 amino acids. Gene Ontology annotation, biological process: regulation of monopolar cell growth. The transcript has 5 exons. The record is from RefSeq and is a predicted model, not a curated record.